AUGUCGGACGGGAACAUUACAUUACCGAGAGAUUCGAGCUUCCUGGCUGAGAUUUGGUACGGCAUCGGCUUGACCAUUAUUACUCUGCGGUACAUUGCGCGGAUACGAUCUGUUGGCUUCAGAGGAUUCCAGGGAGAUGACUACAUUGCCAUUGUUAGCCUGGCACUGUACACCGCUGAUGCCAUCCUAGUCGACAUUGCUUACCACAAAGGAACAAAUGUCGACAUCCCCAGCGAUGUGGUAGAUUUGCUCACUGAUGCCGAGAUCAAACGGGUGACGGAAGGAUCGAAGGCACAGAUAGCUGCUUGGUACACUUACACUGGACUCAUAUGGUGCAUGAAGUUCAUGCUGCUGUUCUUUUACCGGCGCAUCACCAUGGCUACCUUCCAGAAUCGUCUGGUCCGCUGGUGCUUUUGGAUGUGUGGGGUAACGUACAUUGCGGUCUUCCUCACUAUCACAUUUGGCUGCCACCCUACCCAGAUGAACUGGCAGGUUCGACCUAUGCCACCGCGCCGCUGUACAUUCAAACCGCAGAACUUCUACGUCGGCGCUAUCCUCAACGUCGUCACGGACGUUAUCAUCCUCGCGAUCCCCGUGCCCAUGCUGUGGGGCCUCCAAAUCAAGCUGAGCAAAAAGAUCGCCAUCGGGCUAUUUAUCUGCUCAGGCACUUUCGUCAUCGCCGCCGCAAUCGUCCGCGCCGCGCUCACGCUGGGCAACACUCCGUCGGGGCUGAACAUCAAUCGUUGGGGUGUGCGCGAGACAAUUGUUGGCAUCAUCACAGUGAACCUGCCGAUUCUCAGACCCAUGUUCCGGCGUAACUUUUGGCGUGGGACAGGCCCAAUCGCGGAGUCGUCAUCGUACGCGCGAUCCCGCCCGACGAAGAGCGCUUACGGACACGGCACCUUUGAGCUGCAGUCAGAGCCAGGCUCGAAGCGCGGUGCGGCGGCGUCGGAUGUAGAACUUGUGACGGUACCACGGAGCUCGUCGCGGUCGUCGCGAAGGAGUUCAUCGUUGGAGAAGGGGAGUGGAGAAGGCAGUAUCCAGAAUGGAAUUGUGAUUGUCGAGCAGACUUACCAUGUGAGCUCAUCGCCGAGAAAUGAGGAUGAAGAACUUGGCAACUGGGAAGACGAGAAUAAGGACCUGGGACGUAGGUUCCGGACAGAUAUCUCGUCUGGUCCCAGACCUUGA
Paraphaeosphaeria sporulosa is the source of this 1188-nucleotide messenger RNA. RefSeq lists its product as uncharacterized. The record is from RefSeq and is a predicted model, not a curated record. NCBI's taxonomy places the organism in Eukaryota, Fungi, Ascomycota, Dothideomycetes, Pleosporales, Didymosphaeriaceae. The transcript is spliced from 6 exons. Bases 1 to 1188 code for a protein of 395 amino acids.